UCACCCAGAUCAUCCUUUCUGCGUCUCGGCAUUACAGCGCAGCAGACUACUGUCUGAGCCCAGCUGUCGCACUCGGCAUAGCUCCUCCGUACGAUCACACGUACGCGCAUCCCAUUCCGGUCCAUCCCCCCUUUCACUGGACUGAACACCCGGCGAACGGUGGGACACGAGAAAAGCAGUCAGCGGCGAUUUGCUCCUCAAACGGGACACGGUCUCUAUCGCCAAGAAAGGGAGUAAGGUCUGGGACCCGGGCGUCGAGGCGGUGUGAGACCUCCGAUCAGGCUUAAAAAUGGCAGCUACGGGACCAGGGGCAGCGGAUGAGGCCUCGCCUUCACGGCCCCCGUCCUGUCCCUCCACAGCCCAGUCAGGGAUGCCCAGCAGGCCCCCCAGGUCGGAGCUCCAGGAGAGUCUGGUGUACAUGCAGUGCUGUGGGCAGGACAGCGUCAAAGGGAUGCCCAGUACCGGCCCAGCGGACAAUCAUCAGGGGCCUGUCUUCUUCCCCCAGAGGAGGACAGAGGGGGGCUGGGCCAACCCCCCAGCGCCAAUGCAGACUACAACUCCCAUAAUGCCCAGAUUUCGGAGUCCAGAGUCGGUGGAGAUGGAUGAGAUCAUGGCCGCCAUGGUUCUGACCAGCUUGUCCUGCAGUCCUGUUGUCCAGAGUGUCCCCCAGUCAGAACCCACCCCUGGGCCAGCCGGGCCCCCGGGGGACAUGGAGUGCGCUGGCGGCGAGCUGUCUGACAGCGGCAGCAGCGGCUACUGGAGCUGGGACCAUGGUAACGUCAGCCCCGCCCCCUCCCCGUCCGUCACAGAGAUGGACAGCAGCCCAGACGAAGGGCUGCACAUGGAGCCGGAGCAGUGGGAGGAGCUAACUGGCAGGAAGUCAAAGAGCUCCUCCAGAGGGGCCUACAGGUGCUUGUGGCCAGGCUGUGGGAAGGUGCUCACCUCCUCGGUCGGGAUGAAGAGACACGUCAGGGUGCUGCACCUGGGAAGUGGAUCAGAGCACUCGCAGAGAGAGGAAGACUUCUACUACACUAAGUUCUCUAGUGAAGUGUCAGUGGACACCGGCCCGGUACCCCAGACCCAGACCCCCCACACCCCCUGGGCCUCCUGUGGCUCUCCUCCCUCCUCAGACCUGCAGAUCCCCCCAGGACCCAGACCCAGGUCCAACUCUGGCCCGCUCCAGCCCUGCUCGCUCAGCCGUUCUGCCCCCAGCGGCCUCUGGCAGAUCCACACUGAGCACCUUUAUCAGGCCUGCUCUCCUGUCCAGGUGACGGUGGCCUCCCAGACCCCCGCCUCCCAGUGCUGGACUCCCCCCAUCUCAGUGUGUGGCCAUACAAAUGCUCAGACGGUGCGACCUCGCUGCAGGUCUGUCAGUGUGGGAGAGCAGUGGCUGCAGCAGAACAGCACCACCAGCAGGCUCCAGACCAUGACUUCAUCCCCCUCCCGCGCUCACUGCUCCUUCAGGAAGGGACGGGGAGAGGCCAAGAAAUGCCGUAAGGUUUACGGUGUGGAGCGCAAAGACCAAUGGUGCACAGCCUGUCGCUGGAAAAAAGCAUGCCAGCGCUUCCCUGACUAAGUGUGUUUAUGUGUGUAUGUGUGUUUGUGUGUGUGAGAGAGAAAGUGAAAGAGAGAAAGGAGGGCUGAUUGGAAAAGAGGUACUAUAAAAAAAAGAUACAUCAAGGUUUGAUUCCAUCAAGACAAACAACAGCCACGCUUUCUUCCUUAUUUCAAUCAGUUGUGUUUUUUUCGUUUUUCACUUCCUUUACCAAGAAAUUCGUGGAGUGAUUCUGUGCACCUUGACUUCAGAUGUUUGCAGUGGUGCUAGUUGUUAAGACUGUCAUGUGGUAGACUUGCUCUUUCCCCUCCGUAAAGGACCCGUCCCCUUAACCCUCCACAACCAUGUAGUAGAAGACUCUGAACAUCUUCCAAGCUCUUCCACUCAUGGCAACUACAAUACUUAAUGAAUACUUCUAUAUUGUGUGCUAUGAAUUCCUCAUGAGUAUUUUGUAUCUUUUUUUCAUUUUGUUUUCAUUAUUAUAAUUUUUUUCAUCACUCGUUUUUCUUGGUCCACGUAAAGGGCAGACGGCCUCCUCUUGAUGUUUUUCAGGCACUUUGUUUAAAUGUAUUUGUCAAGAAUAAGCUACUUUCUGUUUGACUCGUAUACUCUCUAAAGUUCAUCCUGUACAUCCUUCUUCCCCAUGUUGGAAACAGUAUUCUGCUCUGGUCUGUAAACUAUCGGUCCUCAAGGGAACUGGCCAUAUUAGAAGAUUGAAUUUGUUAACAGCAUUCUAAUAAAAAAAUAAAAAAACUAA
Molecule: messenger RNA, 2312 nt
Organism: Hypomesus transpacificus
Lineage: Eukaryota; Metazoa; Chordata; Actinopteri; Osmeriformes; Osmeridae
Gene: znf395b
Product: zinc finger protein 395b
Exons: 10
Coding region: 290-1576 (428 amino acids)
Biological process (GO): regulation of transcription by RNA polymerase II
Cellular component (GO): nucleus
Molecular function (GO): DNA-binding transcription factor activity; RNA polymerase II cis-regulatory region sequence-specific DNA binding
Source: RefSeq, a predicted model, not a curated record